CAUGUUUUUGCAAAUUUGCAUUCAGGAGGUGUGUGAUUGUUGUUUACCGAUUUUACUUUAAUAAAACUACUGAAAGUAUAUAGUACUACUAUUUUAGUUCUUUUAAAAUACCUGAGGAAUUGAGGAUGUAUUGUCAUCUCUGUCACACGGAGGCGCCACCCUCCCAUGACAGUAGCUCGGGACACCGGGCUGCUCGGGAGCUUAUCGCUGCUGCCUUGGACAGACUGAGUAACCAUCUAUCUGCUGGAGACUCUGCUGAAGGUUUCAAUGCAUCAUCCGAGGCGGGGACAGACACGUCAACAAAAACUCCAGAAGCAGUCAGCUUCUGUGAUACCUGCAACACUGUGUAUGCUAUCAACGAACAAACUUCGCACUACAAACAGAAGAAGCAUGCCUUGGCAGUGCUUAAUGAGCAGACGUUUGAAGAGCUAGUACAAGCGUACAUCGGCGAGGAACCAAAACCGGAGACACCGAGCGAAGCGAGCGAGGAUGUGGCGUUUGUUGACAAGACAGAAGCUGUCAACACGUACACCUGUCACCUAUGCGCUCUCGAUAUCCCCCUUACGUUCCGAACCGAGCACGAGCACGGUCCCCGUCACCGCGCGAACCGAACGUUCGCGUUCGCCGCCGCGCGCCGCGCUCGCGACAUGUUCGCGAACGCUGACACAUGUGGGGAGAACAAGUUUAGCGGGAAAAUGAUGAAGAAACUGCUGAAGAUGUACACUGGGGAUGAAAAUAUUGGUACUGAGAAUAUAGAAGAUGUUAGAGAAGAACCGGAGCCAUCCAACCCAGAAGACUCGCCGAGAGAACCAAAAUUGACUCCCAAACAAUAUUUUACCGACGUUCUGCCUUACUUACCUUACGUCGGCACUUUUAACACUCUAUACAUAGACAACACUGAAUUUGUAACCAUCCAAAUUGGUUCAGAAACUCUUAAAAUCCAUGUAAAUAAUUUAAACGGGUUAUAUAAUGUAGAUGGGAAGGAAGGUUAUUAUAUGAACUGUAGACUCUGUGACGAGUUUUCUACGUACUAUCCUUCGGUGGGGGAGCAGGAUAAACAACAUAUUUUGUCGCUGGGACAUGUGAAGAAUGUCUUUUCGGCGAUUGAUAAUGUGCAUUUGAUAAGGAAGAUUGACGAAUCACAUGCCAUAUGCCACCUCUGCAAUCUCCACAUAGCUCCAUUCGCUGUCGAAGACCACAUAUUAAAGGACGCCAGGCACACUACAGCUCUCACGGAAGCAUUAGAACUAGGAAAAGACUUUAUAGAAACCAAAGAUCACUUGAAAAUCAUGAUUUACUUGCCAUCGGCACCGAAAGUAAAUGUUUUCAAACCUAACCAAAACAGAUGGCUGAUUGGUAUACCUAAGCAACCAAAAAAUACGCUUUUUGGGAGUGCUCAAGCUUUUGGGAAUGCUCAGAAUGGAUUUGGCACUGCUAAUGCUUUUGGUCAAACUCAAGGUAGUUUUGGAAUUUCAAAUGCUGGUUUUAGUAGUAAUAAUGCUCAAGCCACGGGUUUUGGAACCGUUGGGGUUGCUAGUGUCCAAAAUUCAGGUUUUGGUAAUGCUCAAAAUACUUUUGGUUCUGCUCAAAAUGCUAAUUUUGGUAGCACUCAGCCAAGCUUUGGUUCUAAUCAGAAUAAAAGUAGUCUUUUUGGCGCUACUCAGAACACGGGUUUUGGCAACGCUCAAAACGCUACUAGUUUUGGCGCACCAUAUAAUAAUGCGACUGGUUUUGGCACAAACAACGGUUUUAGCGUAGCACAAAACAACGCAAGUUUUGGCGCACCACAGAACAACACAAGGUUUGGCGCAACACAGAAUUCUAGUUUUGGCGUAGUUCAGAAUAAGGGUAGUGUGUUUGGCGCUCAGAAUACAUCGAAUAACAGCGCAAGUGGCGUAGCUCAGAACCAAGGUAGUGUUUUUGCCGGACAGAAAGCUCCUAACAACAGCGUAUUUGGCGUAGCCCAGACUCAGAAUAACGCUACAGGUUUUGUCGUAGCUCAGAACCAAGGUAGUGUUUUUGGCGCACAGAAAACUUAUGACAGUUACCACGGCGUAUUUGGCGUAGCUCAGACUCAGAAUAACGCUACAGGUUUUGGCGUUGCUCAGACUAACGCUACCAGUUCUGGCGUAGCUCAAAAUAGUACGGGUUUUGGUGUAUCUCCUGAUAACGCUACAAGUAUUAAAACUACUUAUAGCAGUCCCGCGGAACAGAUAAAAAAUUUAAGUACUGACACAACACGGAAUAACCCUACAGAUGUGAACGUUGCGCAAAAUAAACCUAUUAUUGGCGCACGAAAUUCUGAUUCUGGCGCAAACCAAAAUAAACGCGAUUUUGGCGCAACGGCUGUAGCUUCUGAUUUUGGCGCAGUUCAAAAGGCCAUUGGUCAUAUUUUUGACAACACACACACUUCUGCCCAAAAACAAGAAUUGGAGAAAAGCGUAGAGAAAAAACAGUCUAGUUUCGGUUCAAACCUGACCCAAAAUGUGAGUUCGGGUUUUAAAAAUAUCCAAAAUCAAUCUGGUAAAAGUUUACAUGAUAAAAAUAGGAAUAUUGAUAAGAAACAGAUGAAAACUGACGGUAAAAUGCAGAGAAUAAAGCGUUCUCCUCCGAGAAGAUUCAAUUAUUCUUCUUCAUCGUCUUCUGAUACUGAGUAAGGUGUAUUGAGAAGAAUUUACAAAAAAUUGUGUUAACCCUUAAAUGCAUGAUUUUUUUAACGAGAUAUUAAUAUAUGUGAUAGACAAUGGUUUUCUGACUCUGGGAAAAAUAAUAAAAAAAAUAUUUAAGAUCGAUUAUUAUACCUAA
This is a messenger RNA of Leguminivora glycinivorella, 2805 nucleotides long. Its product is annotated as nucleoporin NSP1-like. Gene Ontology annotation, biological process: protein import into nucleus; RNA export from nucleus. Bases 126 to 2657 code for a protein of 843 amino acids. Gene Ontology annotation, molecular function: phospholipid binding; structural constituent of nuclear pore. The transcript is spliced from 7 exons. The record is from RefSeq and is a predicted model, not a curated record. Lineage: Eukaryota; Metazoa; Arthropoda; Insecta; Lepidoptera; Tortricidae. Gene Ontology annotation, cellular component: nuclear pore central transport channel; nuclear pore.